Penicillium vulpinum is the source of this 1188-nucleotide messenger RNA. RefSeq names its product serine hydrolase domain-containing protein. The coding region runs from base 1 to 1188 and encodes 395 amino acids. The transcript has a single exon. The record is from RefSeq and is a predicted model, not a curated record. NCBI's taxonomy places the organism in Eukaryota, Fungi, Ascomycota, Eurotiomycetes, Eurotiales, Aspergillaceae.
AUGGCCCAAGUCCAAGGUCACUGCGACGCCCGGUUUUCCAAGCUACGCAACAUGAUGCAAGAGUUCAUCACAUCCGGACAAGAUAUUGGCGCCAGUCUGUGCAUUAAUAUUAACGGCGAGGAGAACGUGGUGGACCUAUGGGGAGGGUACGCCGACGCAUCGACCAAGAAACCAUGGGAAAAGGAUACGGUAGUAAACGUCUUCUCGACCACAAAGCUAGUCACCAACCUGGCGGCGCUAAUGCUAAUCUCGCGUGGUGUGCUUCGCCCUGAGGACAAGGUGGCUCAACACUGGCCUGAGUUUGCAGCAAACGGGAAGUUUGAGAUCACGGUCGGCCAGGUGCUAUCCCACACAGCGGGUCUUAGCGCGUGGAAAGAAGAUAUGACAGUAGAGGAUGUAUGCGAUAUCGAGGCGGCAACCGACAAGCUGGUGCGCCAGGCACCGUUGUGGGCUCCUGGAACCGCAAUAGGAUACCAUAGCGUCACGCAGGGAUUCCUUGUCGGGGAGCUGGUGCGAAGGAAGACGGGUAUGUCAAUCGAGGAGUUCGUAGCUGAGGAGAUUUGCCGCCCGCUGGGCGACGGGGCGGACUUUCAGCUUGGGUGUCGCAAGGAGGACUGGAAUCGGGUGGCCCCGGUCGUCGCUCCACCGGGACCUUCGAUCCAGGAUAUUCUCAGCCAACAAGAGGGAUACGAUCGGGAUUCUAUCGUCGCGCGCACGCUCUGUAACCCCACGCCCAUAGCCGAGGACGCAAACACUGAGCUAUGGCGGUCCUGCGGGCUGGCCUCAGUCAACGGCCACACAAACGCUAGGGCGUUGGUCAAGAUCCUGUCCUGUUACUCGCUCGGUGGUACAUGUGCUGGAGGAGACCAUCGCCUGCUGUCGGCUGAGACAGUAAAACUGGCCCUUAGCGAGCAUGCGAUUGGGAAGGAUCUGGUAACUAGGCGGAGCGGGAGGCGUGGACUUGGGAUCUAUCUCACUGGACCUGGCUCGGGGAGUGUCGAAGGCAAGCUACCAGAUGGCAAUGUUGGAUGGGGUAGCGGAUGGGGGGGUUCAAUCGUGGUUAUGGAUAGCGAUAGGAGGCUCACAAUCGCAUAUACCAUGAACAGGAUGCUGAACGCGGAGCAUCCUUCCCCAGGAGCAUAUAUUAAGGCGAUUUAUGAGGUACUUGGAGUUACCCUAUCUGCCUAG